Capra hircus (goat) is the source of this 2692-nucleotide messenger RNA. It is a transcript of the gene PACSIN3, whose product is annotated as protein kinase C and casein kinase substrate in neurons 3. Gene Ontology annotation, cellular component: endosome; plasma membrane; cytoplasm. Gene Ontology annotation, biological process: cytoskeleton organization; regulation of endocytosis; plasma membrane tubulation. The record is from RefSeq and is a predicted model, not a curated record. The transcript has 10 exons. NCBI's taxonomy places the organism in Eukaryota, Metazoa, Chordata, Mammalia, Artiodactyla, Bovidae. Gene Ontology annotation, molecular function: protein binding; phospholipid binding. Bases 1014 to 2288 code for a protein of 424 amino acids.
GGAUUGUCAUAGAACCCUGCCUUGGAGGCAGUGAACACACUGUUCUCCCGGGCCUGGCCGUGUCCCUGGGGUUUGCUCAGAGGAGGAAGUGGUUUCCUUCUAGGGGCUUGAGUUGAUGCUGGGGACAGCUGAGACCCUGUUCAGGGACAGGCAGGGAGUGGCUGCGUGCCUCUGGGUCCUCUAGCUCCCCCAGGGGGAGCUCUGGGGCUGGAAUCUGCCUUGCCCUUCCCCGCAGUCCUGGAACGCAUUGUUGUAACUGGCUGAUCACCUGUCUGACACUUCGUGCUGCCCCUGACUCUGGGCUUUUGGAGGGUGGGGCUGAGUUACUCAUUAUUCCUGGAAUCCUGUGGGACCUCAGGGAUGCUGUGGAGCAGGACGAGUGUCCCUUAUGACUGUCAGGCUCCUCACAGUUUUUGUUCGCUGCCUUGAGUCUUAUGCCAGUGUUGGCACAGAUAGAGGGAAGAAGGUGGGAUUUCCAUCUUGGGAGGGAGCUGAGGCCCCUUAGGAGACGACAGUAUAAUGCACUUGUUCAAGCUUCAUGGCCAAGAUAAGACUCAGGCCUCCUGGCUCCCAGUCUGCUCUUGCCAUCCCAGAAGCUCCUGGGGUGUGGCUGGGUACCCUCUGACCUGGCCGGGUCUGGGGAGGGGUCGCCUUGUUCAAGGAGAGGCCACAGAGCCCUGGCUUGGGCAGGCGUCCCCUUAUCUCAUCUGCGGUCAGGGCAGCGGGGCCCUCUGCCCACUACCCACCCCCGCCUGCCAUGUAAUCCCCGGCUGGACCGUGUGACCCGACUGGCAUUCUCCUGGCUGGAAUCUGGCGCUUCUGACAGCAGUUGCUAUAUCGGGGGAGCUGGGAACCGCCCUGGACACGGUCAGCCCCACCCUCAUCCCCUGCUUUGCUCUUGGUAGCGUUCAGGCAGGAUCACAGUGGCAGCUGCGAGGGUCGGACACCCAGGUCUCCGGAGUGAACUCUAGGCCCAGCCCCCAUCCGCCACCAUUCCGUGCUGCGGGGACACCAUGGCUCCAGAGGAAGAGGCUGGAGGGGAGGCCCUGGAGGGCAGUUUCUGGGAGGCUGGCAACUACAGGCGGACCGUGCAGCGGGUGGAGGACGGGCACCGGCUGUGCGGGGACCUGGUCAGCUGCUUCCAGGAGCGCGCCCGCAUCGAGAAGGCCUACGCCCAGCAGCUGGCUGAUUGGGCCCGCAAGUGGAGGGGCGCUGUGGAGAAGGGCCCCCAGUAUGGAACGCUGGAGAAGGCCUGGCACGCCUUCUUCACGGCAGCCGAGCGGCUGAGCGCGCUGCACCUGGAGGUGCGGGAGAAGCUGCAGGGCCAGGACAGCGAGCGGGUGCGUUCCUGGCAGCGGGGCGCCUUCCACCGGCCUGUGCUGGGCGGCUUCCGCGAGAGCCGGGCGGCCGAGGACGGCUUCCGCAAGGCCCAGAAGCCCUGGCUCAAGAGGCUGAAGGAGGUUGAGGCUUCCAAGAAAAGCUACCACGCAGCCCGGAAGGAGGAGAAGACCGCCCAGACGCGGGAGAGCCACGCAAAGGCAGACAGCGCCGUGUCCCAGGAGCAGCUGCGGAAGCUGCAGGAGCGGGUGGAACGGUGCUCCAAGGAGGCCGAGAAGACGAAGACCCAGUAUGAGCAGAGCCUGGCGGAGCUGCACCGCUAUACCCCACGCUACAUGGAGGACAUGGAGCAGGCCUUUGAGAGCUGCCAGGCGGCCGAGCGCCAGCGGCUCCUCUUCUUCAAGGACAUGCUGCUCACCUUACACCAGCACCUAGACCUCUCCAGCAGUGAGAGGUUCCACGAACUCCACCGAGACCUGCAUCAGGGCAUCGAGGCAGCCAGCGAUGAGGAGGACCUGCGCUGGUGGUGCAGCACCCAUGGGCCGGGCAUGGCCAUGAACUGGCCCCAGUUUGAGGAGUGGUCCUUGGACACACAGAGGACAAUCAGCCGGAAGGAGAAGGGUGGCCGGAGCCCUGACGAGGUUACCCUGACCAGCAUUGUACCCACCAAAGAUGGCACUGCACCCCCACCCCAGUCCCCGGGGUCCCCACGUGGCAGACACGAGGAGGAAUGGUCAGAUGAGGAAAACCCCCCGAAGGCUGCCACGGGCGUGCGGGUGCGGGCACUCUAUGACUACGCGGGGCAAGAAGCCGAUGAGCUGAGCUUCCGAGCAGGGGAGGAGCUGCUGAAGAUGAGCGAGGAGGAUGAACAGGGCUGGUGUCAGGGCCAGCUGCAGAGUGGCCGGAUUGGCCUGUACCCUGCCAACUACGUGGAAUGUGUGGGGGCCUGACCUGCCCUGGCAGCCCUUGUGCAACGUUUCUCCACCCUGAGUCAGAGCCCAGCUUGUUUGGACAGCCGGACCUGAGGGCCCUGAACCAUCCUGUCCCCUGCGACCGCUCUGUCCCUCCAGGAGGGAGAAGUCCUGGGACCCAGGGAGGGGAGGGGCCUUGUGUCUGGGAAGGGACAGUAGGGAAGGGCCAACUGAGUCUACGCUGAGAAGAUGGGGAGGUGGGGAGGUCAGGAAGUGACGGAAGGGCUCAGGGGUGCCUGAGCCUCCCCAAAGAGUCCUCCAGUCUCCCCGGGAGCUGUGGACCUAGUCUCUCUUUUGGGGCUCCAGGGGUUGGCUUGGGUUGAGUGUAGUUCUGGGCUAGCAGCACUCUUGUGGCUUGUUCUAGUGUGUAUUAAACUUCGAAG